Protopterus annectens (West African lungfish) is the source of this 15257-nucleotide messenger RNA. RefSeq names its product dynein axonemal heavy chain 7 (gene DNAH7). The transcript is spliced from 61 exons. Gene Ontology annotation, molecular function: dynein light intermediate chain binding; ATP binding; dynein intermediate chain binding. Gene Ontology annotation, cellular component: dynein complex. The record is from RefSeq and is a predicted model, not a curated record. Lineage: Eukaryota; Metazoa; Chordata; Ceratodontiformes; Protopteridae. Bases 1 to 11673 code for a protein of 3890 amino acids. Gene Ontology annotation, biological process: microtubule-based movement.
AUGAUUUCCACCAACAUUCCAGGUUUCCAACAAGAUGAAACCAAGCCUCCAAGGGCAGGAUCUCCUACAUCAGUGGAGAAAGAUAUAUUGAGAUACUACUAUUACAUUCACAAUGGGAUUGACACUGAACAUGUAGCCGCAAUGGAAGAUUCCUGGCUAGAACAUGUCUUGGAAUUAGUCCCACGACAUUUGAAAGCACUGAGCAGCACCAUUGAUUCACUUUCUGAUGAAAUGAAGGAGGACUAUCUUUUCAGUGUAAAGAAAGCUAUAGUUGACUUUGUUUUACGAGACCCAAGAGAAAAAGAUGAUGAUAAGAAGCAAGACCUCCCACCUCAUCGUGCAGAAGUGGCAAUUCUACCAAAACCAUGGCAUAAGUCUUAUUUGGCAGGCUGCAGCCUUAUACAAGACAAACUAAAUAUCACAAAUCCUACAAUGUUGGCUGUUCUCGAUUUAUGGCAUGUUUCAUUUGAGGAAUUACGUCUGAUCGAUACUGAAGAAUUUCAUAAUCAUCAGGAGUCCCUAGAGCUGAAUGUAUUUCAGAACCUAAUUGUGAGACAUAUUGAGUCUGCCAAGGAGAAGCUGUUUAAAAAGUGGUUUCCAGAAGUGCAAAACAUAUAUUACCAAGGAAACAAACGAAAGCAGAUUCCCAGCAGCAGCAACACUGCCAAAUUGGAGUCUUUCUUCAAUUGUGCUGCAGCACUGAUGACAUCCCAGCUUCAGAGUUUAGCACUGGCUUCUAUUCAAGAUUUUACUGACUUGAUUGUGCAACCACUGGAUUCCAUCCGUGUGUAUGAACACCCAGGCUUCAUUAUGAGACUGAUUCUGGACAAUGUUACAAUCAGAUUUGAACCUGAAUUUGAUGACUACGAAACAAUAUUUCUUAGUGUUUAUGAUAUAAUGCUGAAAGCUGUUAGCCUUGUGCCAAGGGUUGAAACUAAGUUGUAUUCCGAAUGGCCAGGUAAGAAAUCCAACACCACCCUGAAGCCUAUUAUUCUAGAUGAAAUUCUUAAAGUAAACAAGAUGAAAAUCAAAGAUGUGAUUGUCAAAGAAAGCCUUGGACCAAAAGACCAUGUAAAAUUGUAUGAUAAGUAUUACAUGCUGGUGAACAAACAAGCAGAGGUAGAUGUCGAUCAUUUCCUCAAUGAAGAGCACAACUUUGAAGACACUAUGCGAGAAGUUACGAAGUAUCAACGACUCAUGGAUGAAAUACAGUACAACUCCAUUAAGGUCAUUCGCUUGGGAAUGUUUGAACUGCACUGUGAUGAGCUCAUUAGAGCUCUAGCAAAACGUGCUGAAGCUCUUUGUUCAAAACUUGUCAACAAAUUGUGCAGAGACCAUCAAGAAUCUAAUAAGAGACUGUGUGAUGAGUUUGAAAAAAUAGCAGAAAAAGCUCUGAGCACACCUCCUAACACACAGGAAGUAAUUGACCUUAAGGCUUAUGUACUGAAGGCAGAGAAUGAAGACAUGAUUGAAAUGGAGCAGAAACUAGUAGAUGUUAAAAAUCGUUUGGCUUUCUUGGUGGACUAUGCCACAUUUUCCCCUGCGGACAUUAGACUAAAUAGCAGUACAUUUCAGUGGUAUACACGGAUGCCAGAAAUCUUCGAAGAACACAGGACUAUUGUAAAAGAGAAGACUGAGCAAUAUCAGGAAGGACUUAAGCUCCGUUGUGAAAGAUUUAUCGAAGAAUUGGGAAGCUAUGCAAAGCAGAUUGAAGAAUUUGUCACUUUUGGAGACAUGUCUGAAAUUAACCGAUAUUUACGUAAAGCUCAGUCACUGAAUUCAAAGCUGGAAGCUGCUGCUGAAAAGAUUGAUCAAUUUAAUGCUGAAGAAGAAGCUUUUGGAUGGCCAGCAUCCCAGUAUCCACAACGUAAAAAGAUUCAAGACACUCUUAACCCCUACCUUAAAUUAUAUGAAAUUGCAGUGGAGUUCACUACAAAAUACAAAGAAUGGAUGGAAGGGCAUCUUUCUAAAGUUAACCCAGAUCAAGUGGAGCAGGAUGUUGGAAAUUACUGGCGAUUACUUUAUAAACUAGAAAAGAGUUUUGUAGACUCUCCAAAUGCUUUAGAAAUUGCCAAAAAGGUAAAAAAUAAGGUAGAAGGGUUCAAAGAACACACACCUCUCAUUCAGGUACUUUGCAAUCCUGGUUUGAGGGAAAGACACUGGAAUGCUAUGUCUGAAAUGGUUAAUAUUUCACUUCAUCCUGCAGAGGACACAACUGUUUCUAAGUUUAUUGCAAUGAAACUAGAGCCGUAUUUAAACAAAUUUGAAAGUAUAAGUGAAGCUGCCAGCAAGGAGUAUUCACUAGAAAAGGCUAUGGAGAAAAUGAUUUCUGAAUGGGACACAAUGGAGUUCAGACUUAUUCCAUACAGAGAAACUGGAACAUAUAUUUUAUCAGCUGUUGAUGAAAUUCAAAUGCUACUGGAUGAUCACAUUGUUAAAACACAGACUAUGCGAGGAUCUCCUUUCAUUAAAGUGUUUGAGAAAGAAAUCAGAGACUGGGAAGGGAAGCUAUUGCUUCUGCAAGAAAUUUUGGAUGAGUGGCUGAAGGUUCAAGCUACAUGGCUAUAUCUGGAGCCAAUAUUCAGUUCUCCAGACAUUAUGGCUCAAAUGCCAGAGGAAGGCAGGAGGUUCACUACUGUGGAUAAAACAUGGAGGGACACAAUGAAACAGGUUUUAUUAGACAGCCAUGUACUCGCUGUAGUAGCUAUUGACAAGAUGUUGGAAAAGCUUAAGAAGUCUAAUGAGCUGCUGGAACUGAUUCUGAAGGGACUCAAUGAAUAUCUAGAAAAGAAACGUUUGUUUUUUCCAAGAUUUUUCUUCCUUUCCAAUGAUGAGCUACUUGAAAUUCUUUCAGAGACAAAAGAUCCUACAAGGGUGCAGCCUCACCUGAAAAAGUGUUUUGAAGGUAUUGCUAAAGUGGAGUUUACAGAUGUUUUAGAUAUAACUCACAUGAAAAGUAGUGAAGGUGAAGUUGUGGAGCUCAUUGAGACCAUUUCCACAUCUAAAGCAAGAGGUCAAGUUGAAAAGUGGCUUGUUGAGCUGGAGUCUGCCAUGCUGCGUUCCCUUCACAAGGUUAUUGGUGAAGCAAUUGAAGCCUACCCCAAAUCCUUACGUAUAAACUGGGUAAGGGAAUGGCCAGGCCAGACGGUUCUUUGUGUUUCACAAACAUAUUGGACAGAAGAAGUACAUAAAGCCAUCAGAGGAGGACAGCAGGCACUUGAGGAUUACCUGCAACAGAACAAUACUCAGAUUGAUGAUAUUGUCACCCUAGUGCGUGGGCAGCUUACUAAACAGAACAGAGUUACCCUUGGGGCACUGGUUGUGCUUGAUGUUCAUGCAAGGGAUGUCCUUGCAACUCUGGUGCAGAAAAAAGUUGGUGAUGAAAAUGACUUUGAGUGGUUAAGUCAGCUGAGAUAUUACUGGGAGGAGUCUCAGCUUCAGACUAAGAUGAUUAAUGCAGGCCUUGCAUAUGGAUAUGAAUAUCUUGGUAAUACUCCUCGGCUGGUUAUCACACCUCUUACAGAUAGAUGUUACAGAACUCUGUUUGGUGCAUUGCAUCUUCAUUUGGGAGGGGCUCCAGAAGGACCUGCUGGUACAGGAAAGACCGAGACAACCAAAGACUUGGCAAAGGCUGUAGCUAAGCAGUGUGUGGUGUUCAACUGUUCUGAUGGGCUGGACUACAUUGCUUUAGGAAAAUUCUUUAAGGGACUGCUUUCCUGUGGAGCUUGGGCUUGCUUUGAUGAGUUUAAUAGAAUUGACCUGGAAGUACUUUCAGUUGUUGCUCAACAGAUCCUGACUAUCCAGAGAGGCAUCAGCACAGGAUCUGAUACAUUAGUCUUUGAAGGAACAGAACUGAAGCUGGACCCUACAUGUGCUGUAUUUAUUACUAUGAACCCAGGAUAUGCAGGACGCUCAGAGCUUCCAGAUAAUCUCAAGGCCUUGUUUCGGACAGUAGCCAUGAUGGUUCCAGAUUAUGCAAUGAUUGCAGAGAUUGUCUUAUAUUCCUGUGGGUUUGUAACAGCUCGACCACUGUCUGUUAAGAUUGUGGCUACAUAUCGGCUCUGCUCAGAACAGUUAUCUUCCCAACAUCACUAUGACUAUGGAAUGAGAGCUGUAAAAUCUGUGUUAACUGCAGCUGGGAAUCUGAAGCUGAAGUAUGCCACAGAAGAUGAAGAAAUUUUACUCCUGAGAUCAAUUAUUGAUGUUAAUUUGCCUAAAUUCUUGGCGCAUGAUUUGCCCCUCUUUGAGGGAAUUACUUCAGAUUUAUUUCCUGGUGUGAAGCUGCCAAAGCCAGACUAUCGCAUCUUAUUGGAGGCCAUCAAGGAGAACUGUCAGCGCAUGAACUUACAAAUGACUAACUUCUUUACUGAGAAGAUCUUGCAGGUGUAUGAGAUGAUGAUUGUGCGUCAUGGCUUUAUGAUUGUUGGAGAGCCAUUUGGUGGAAAGACAUGUGCAUACCGUGUCUUGGCUGCAGCUUUAAGUGAUAUUUGUGAAAAGGGCCUGAUGGAUGAAACUAAAGUUCAGAUUACAGUUAUCAACCCAAAGUCUAUUACAAUGGGCCAACUUUAUGGCCAGUUUGAUCCAGUGUCACAUGAAUGGUCAGAUGGUAUCCUGGCAGUCAGCUACAGAGCAUUUGCCGUGUCUGCAACUCCAGACAGGAAAUGGUUGAUAUUUGAUGGCCCAGUAGAUGCAGUAUGGAUUGAAAAUAUGAACACCGUCUUGGAUGAUAAUAAAAAGCUGUGCCUGAUGAGUGGGGAGAUCAUCCAGAUGUCUCCACAGAUGAGUCUCAUCUUUGAGCCAAUGGAUCUAGAGGUUGCUUCACCAGCUACAGUCUCCAGAUGUGGAAUGAUAUACAUGGAGCCCCACCUUCUUGGUUGGAGGCCUCUGAUGGUAUCUUGGUUAAAUAUUAUGCCUCCUGGGGUCAAACCACUACACAAAAAAGUGAUUGAAGGACUGUUUGACAGAAUGGUUCCACCAUGUGUUCAGUUUGUUAGGAAAUCAGCUAAGGAGCUGUCACCUACAUCAGAUACAAACUUAGUUCGAUCCUUAAUGAAUCUCAUGGACUGUAUGAUGGAUGAAUUUGCAGAUGAAUCCAAAAUAAAAAGUAUGAAUGAAAGAGAUAUUUGCUCUUGGCUUGAGGGUAUUUUCCUCUUCUCACUGAUCUGGUCUGUGGGAGCUAGCUGCACUGAAGACAGUCGGUUGAAAUUUGACAAGCUUUUACGUGAAAUAAUCGAUGGACCUCUUAGUGAGGAGACAAGAACAAAGUUUAACAUUCUGGACCAUGUGGAACCACCUGAGAAGCCCUUCACAGUUAAAAUUCCUAAGGAAGGAACAGUAUAUGAGUAUAGAUUUGUGAAAGAGGGACAAGGCCGGUGGGAACAGUGGACUGAUGCACUCCUUUCUGCACCACCAGUUUCUAAAGAUAUGGCAUUUAAUGAAAUUAUCAUACCAACCAUGGACACUGUGCGGUAUACUGCACUGAUGCAAUUGUUAAUUCUUCAUCAGAAGCCUUGUAUAUUUGUGGGCCCUACAGGAACCGGCAAAAGUGUCUAUAUUAUUGAUUUCCUUUUAAAUCACUUAAACAAGGAUGUGUAUAAACCAUUGCUAAUUAACUUCUCUGCACAAACGACUGCAGCUCAGACUCAAAAUAUUAUCAUGUCAAAGUUGGAUAAAAGGAGGAAGGGAGUCUUUGGUCCACCACUUGGAAAGAAAACGGUUGUGUUCGUAGAUGAUGUAAAUAUGCCUGCUCGAGAAACUUAUGGCGCACAACCACCUGUUGAAUUACUUCGUCAGUGGUUAGAUCACUGGAACUGGUAUGAUUUAAAGGACUGCUCUAUGAUCAAGCUUAUUGAUAUUCAAAUUAUAUGCGCAAUGGGACCUCCUGGUGGUGGACGGAAUCCAAUAACUCCAAGAUUUCUGCGCCACUUCAACACAGUUACCAUCAAUGAGUUUGAUGAUAAAUCAAUGUACACUAUUUUCUCUCGCAUCUUUGACUGGCAUCUUACUAUAAAGUACAGUUUCCCUAAGGAAUAUAUAGUUAUGACCCCUAACAUCAUCCAUGGCACAAUGACUAUCUAUAAGGAAGCAAUGAAGAACCUGCUACCCACCCCCACUAAGUCACACUAUCUUUUUAAUCUGCGUGACUUUUCUCGUGUUAUUCAAGGAGUUUGUCUUUCUAGGCCAGAAACAGCUGAAUCACCAGCAGUGAUUAAACGGCUCUGGGUUCAUGAGGUAUUACGGGUAUAUUAUGACAGAUUGGUGGACAAUAAUGAUCGAGCUUGGCUUGUGGAAUGUAUUGAAGGUGUGGUGAAAAACAACCUGCAUGAAGAUUUUCACCAACUCUUUCAACAUCUAGACUUCAAUGCUGAUGGGAAAGUGGUAGAGGAUGACUUGCGCAGUCUAAUGUUUUGUGAUUUCCAUGACUCCAAAGGAGAAGACAAGAACUACAGAGAGAUAUUUGAUGUUGACAAACUAAGGAUGGUUGUUGAAGCACACUUGGAAGAGUUUAAUAAUCUCAGCAAAAAGCCAAUGAAACUUGUUUUGUUUAGGUUUGCCAUAGAACAUAUCUGUAGAAUUUCUCGCAUCCUGAAACAGCCACAGGGGCAUGCUUUGCUGGUUGGAGUUGGUGGUAGUGGUCGACAGUCUGUUACUCGUUUAGCAGCUCAUAUGUCUGAUUAUGAACUGUUUCAGGUAGAAUUAUCCAAGACCUAUGGCAUUAAUGAGUGGCGUGAGGAUCUGAAGCACAUUCUUAGAAAAUCUACUGAAGGUGAAAUGCAAGGAGUUUUCCUGUUUACUGACACUCAGAUUAAAAAGGAGUCUUUCCUGGAAGACAUCAAUAAUUUACUGAAUGCAGGAGAAGUACCAAAUCUUUUUGCAUUAGAUGAGAGACAGGAAAUUUGUGAACGAAUGCGUCAGAUAGACCGUCAGCGAGAUAAAUCAAAACAGACUGAUGGCAGCCCACUGGCUCUUUUCAAUAUGUUUCUUGACCGUUGCCGUAGUCAACUCCAUGUAGUCCUGGCCAUGAGCCCAAUCGGAGAUGCAUUUCGUGUGCGCCUAAGGAAAUUUCCAGCUCUAGUUAACUGCUGCACUAUUGACUGGUUUCAGACAUGGCCAGAAGAUGCUUUGCAAGCUGUAGCAUCUCGUUUCCUUGAAGAUAUUGAAAUGUCUGAACAAAUACGCAGUGGCUGUAUUGAAAUGUGUAAGAGCUUCCACACUUCCACUAUUCGUUUAUCUGAAAAAUUUCACACUGAAUUGCAGAGGCACAACUACGUAACACCUACCUCUUAUCUGGAACUGAUAUCCACAUUCAAAACCUUGCUAGAAAAAAAACAGUCUGAAGUUAUGAAGAUGAAAAGGAGAUAUGAAGUUGGUUUGGAAAAGCUGGAAUCUGCUGCUUCACAAGUAGCUACCAUGCAGGUUGAGUUGGAAGCCUUGCAGCCCCAACUUAAGGUUGCUAGUAAAGAAGUAGAUGACAUGAUGGUCAUUAUUGAGAAGGAAUCAAUUGAGGUUACCAAAACAGAGAAGAUUGUUAAAGCUGAUGAGGCUGUUGCCAAUGAACAAGCUAUGGCUGCAAAAGCUAUUAAAGAUGAAUGUGAUGCAGACUUGGCAGAAGCCUUACCAAUUUUAGAAUCUGCUUUAGCUGCUUUGGACACCCUCACAACACAGGAUAUCACAGUAGUGAAGUCUAUGAAGAGUCCACCUGCUGGCGUCAAACUGGUCAUGGAAGCAAUAUGUAUUUUGAAAGGAAUUAAACCUGAUCGUAUUCCAGAUCCUUCUGGAUCAGGCAGAAAAAUUGAGGAUUUCUGGGGUCCUGCCAAAAAACUGUUGGGUGAUAUGAAAUUCCUGCAGUCACUUCAUGAAUAUGAUAAAGACAACAUACCUGCAAGUUACAUGGCUACUAUAAGGAAACAGUAUGUCACUAACCCAGAGUUUGUCCCAGAGAAGAUUAGGAAUGCUUCCACAGCAGCCGAGGGGUUAUGUAAAUGGGUAAUAGCAAUGGAUUCCUAUGACAAGGUGGCAAAAGUUGUAGCACCCAAGAAAGAAAAACUACACCAGGCUGAAGGUGAACUAAAGAUAGCCAUGGAUGGUCUGCGAAAGAAACAAGCAACACUUAAGGAAGUUCAAGACAAACUAGCCAAACUACAAAUGCAACUUGAAGCUAAUAAACAAAAGAAAACAGACUUAGAAAAUCAGGUUGACUUGUGCAGCAAGAAGCUAGAGCGAGCAGAGCAGCUGAUUGGAGGCCUUGGGGGUGAGAAGACCCGUUGGAGUGAAACUGCCAAGCGACUGGGGAAGCAGUACAUUAACCUAAAUGGAGAUGCCCUUAUUUCAUCUGGAAUUGUGGCAUACUUGGGAGCUUUCACAUCAACCUACAGACAAAUUCAAGCAAAGGAAUGGGUAUCAUUGUGCAAGGACAGGGAGAUACCCUGCUCAGAUGAUUUUUCUCUGAUGAGUACUUUAGGUGACCCUGUGAAGAUCAGAUCAUGGAAUAUUGCUGGUUUACCUUCUGACAGUUUUUCCAUUGAUAAUGGGAUUAUUAUAUCAAAUGCCAGGCGAUGGCCUUUGAUGAUAGAUCCACAGGGCCAAGCAAAUAAAUGGAUUAAAAAUAUGGAAAAAGCAAACACCCUUCACAUCAUUAAACUGAGUGAUGCUGACUUUGUAAGAACUCUGGAAAACUGCAUUCAAUUUGGUACACCUGUGCUAUUGGAAAAUGUUGGAGAAGAACUAGACCCAAUCCUGGAACCUUUACUGCUGAAGCAAACAUUUAAACAGGGAGGAUCAAUAUGUAUCCGACUUGGAGACUCUACCAUUGAGUAUGCCCCUGAUUUCCGAUUUUAUAUAACAACUAAACUGAGAAAUCCACAUUAUCUUCCAGAAACAUCUGUUAAGGUUACUUUACUGAAUUUUAUGAUAACACCUGAAGGAAUGCAAGAUCAGCUUCUGGGAAUUGUAGUGGCUAGAGAAAGACCCGAUCUUGAGGAAGAAAAGCAAGCUUUAAUCUUACAAGGUGCUGAGAACAAAAGGCAGCUCAAAGAAAUCGAAGACAAAAUUUUAGAAGUACUUUCAGCUUCAGAAGGCAACAUUUUAGAAGACGAGACUGCCAUUAAGAUACUGUCUUCCUCCAAGGUUCUAGCUAAUGAAAUCUCAGAGAAGCAAGCAAUUGCUGAGGCGACAGAGAAGAAGAUUGAUGUUACUCGCAUGGGUUAUCGUCCCAUUGCAGUUCAUUCUUCAAUUCUGUUCUUCUCCAUUGCAGACCUGGCAAACAUUGAGCCUAUGUAUCAAUACUCUCUGAACUGGUUUAUUAAUCUCUUCGUCAUGUCGAUUGAAAAUUCUGUAAAAUCUGAAGAUUUACAGGCAAGGCUGCAGAUCCUCAAGGAACACUUUACUUACUCCUUAUACGUUAACGUGUGCCGCUCCCUGUUUGAGAAGGACAAGCUGCUUUUCUCAUUCUGCUUGACUGUGAAUCUUUUGAAGCAUGAUAAGAUGAUUGAUGACAGUGAAUGGAAGUUUUUGCUGACUGGUGGCAUUGGUCUGGACAAUCCAUACUCUAAUCCUUGUACUUGGCUGCCUCAAAAGUCAUGGGAUGAAAUCUGCCGUCUUGAUGACCUGCCAAACUUCAAAGGCAUCCGGAAGGAGUUUAUGAAGUUGAAGGAUGGAUGGAAAGCAGUGUAUGACAGCAUGGACCCACAUCAUGAACAUUUCCCUACCGAGUGGGAAGAAAAAGUGGGUCAGUUCCAGAGGAUGCUAGUGAUUCGCUGCCUGCGGCCUGACAAGGUUAUUCCAAUGGUACAAGAAUUUGUUAUUAACAAUUUAGGUCGACCAUUUAUUGAACCUCCGCCAUUUGACUUGAGUAAAGCCUUUGGUGACAGCCACUGCUGUGCACCUUUGAUUUUUGUGUUGUCUCCCGGUUCUGAUCCUAUGGCUGCUCUUCUGAAGUUUGCUGAUGAUCAGGGAUUUGGGGGACCUAAGCUGAGUUCACUUUCCCUUGGACAAGGACAAGGGCCUAUAGCUAUGAAAAUGAUAGAAAAAGCUGUGAAGGAGGGUAGCUGGGUAGUCCUGCAAAACUGCCACUUAGCGACAUCAUGGAUGCCAACCCUGGAAAAAGUCUGUGAGGAGUUAAAUCCUGAUACCACUCAUCCAGAUUUCCGAAUGUGGUUGACUAGUUAUCCUUCUCCAAAUUUCCCAGUGUCUGUUCUACAGAAUGGAGUAAAGAUGACCAAUGAGGCACCAAAAGGACUGAGGGCAAAUGUUAUCCGUUCCUACUUGAUGGACCCCAUUUCUGAUCCAGAGUUCUUUAACAGCUGCAAAAAACCUAAUGAAUUUAGGCGUAUGUUGUAUGGGCUCUGUUUCUUUCAUGCCUUGGUUCAAGAAAGGCGCAAAUUUGGCCCACUGGGAUGGAAUAUUCCAUACGAGUUUAAUGAGACUGACCUGAGAAUUAGUGUGCAACAGCUUAACAUGUUUCUGAACCAGUAUGAGGAAGUUCCAUAUGAUGCAUUGCGUUACAUGACUGGAGAGUGCAACUAUGGUGGCCGUGUGACAGAUGACUGGGAUCGACGCACACUCCGCACCAUCUUAAACAAGUUCUACAACCAGGAAAUCAACCAAAACCCAGAUUACAAAUUUGACUCAAGUAGCAUUUACUUUGUGCCUCCAGAUGGAGAAUGUAACAGCUACAUUGACUAUACAAAGACACUGCCUCUUAACCCAGCUCCAGAAAUCUUUGGAAUGAAUGCCAAUGCAGACAUCACUAAAGAUCAGUCAGAGACUCAGCAGCUGUUUGAUAAUAUUUUACUCACUCAGUCCCGUUCAUCAGGUGGUGGUGGUAAGACAACGGAUGAAGUUGUGUAUGAUGUUGCAGCUGAUAUUCUUAGCAAGCUUCCUUCAAACUUUGACACUGAAGCUGCCAUGAGGAAGUACCCAACUGCAUACAACCAGAGCAUGAACACUGUACUUGUCCAAGAAAUGGGUCGCUUCAAUAAACUGCUCCAUACAAUCCGGGACUCAUGCAUAAACAUACAGAAAGCAAUUAAGGGUUUGGUGGUGAUGUCUGCCGAGCUGGAAGAAGUGGUCAACAGCAUUCUGAAAGGCAAAAUCCCUGCAAUGUGGAUGAAAAAGUCCUACCCUAGUCUCAAACCCCUUGGAAGCUAUGUUAAUGAUUUCCUUGCUAGAUUAAAAUUCUUACAGGACUGGUAUGAGAACGGCACUCCAGCUGUCUUUUGGCUUUCUGGCUUCUUCUUUACUCAGGCUUUUCUGACAGGGGCCCAGCAAAAUUUUGCAAGAAAGUAUACUAUUCCAAUUGACCUUCUGGGAUUCGACUAUGAGGUUCUAGAAGAUAAGGAAUAUAAGCAGCCCCCUGAAGAUGGUGUUUAUAUCUAUGGAUUAUUUCUGGAUGGUGCUCGCUGGGACAAGAAAACUAAGAGGCUAGCAGAAUCUCAUCCUAAGAUCCUGUAUGAUUCUGUGCCAGUGAUGUGGUUAAAACCUUGCAAGAGAAAUGAUAUUGUAGAUCGACCAUCUUAUACAGCACCUGUUUACAAGACCAGUGAGAGAAGAGGCACAUUAUCUACAACAGGACAUUCUACCAAUUUUGUAAUAGCAAUGACACUCCCUUCAGAUAAACCUCAGGAGCACUGGAUUGGACGAGGUGUGGCCCUGUUGUGCCAGCUAAGCUCUUAACUAAAGCUAUACUCGUAUGUAUAUAAUGUAUGUCUUCAGUUUCACCUCCAAAAUCUACACUUCUGAUCUGAGGCCUAAAAUCAGCCUAAUGAUACUACUAUAUUUCUGAAAGACAGACUCUCUCACUAUAAUGGAAGUAUGAAUACAAAUCAGACAGUGUAAACUGUAUGGAGUUUACAACACCCUUUAACCCCCCCAAAAGAAAUAACAAACUAUUUUUUUUAUUCUCUGCACAAUUUUACUUUGUAUUUUAUACAAGUGACAAUAUACAACAAUAAAAACAAAAGGUAGCAAAUGAUCAAUUGUAGCAUUUUUAAAUAAUGAUAAAAAAAAUUUGAUUCUGCUACAGAAAAUGCAGACUAACAUCACAGCCAUUACAGUUUAUUUUCAAAUGAAAUGCACCAGUACUCUUUGUUUCAUGUUUAAUUACAAACACAUAACUGGAAGAGUUAUUCUCAGCAUUAAUAACAAAUGUAAGUAAUACUUCAUAAUCACAGGUGAUCAAAUACAAAGCAGUUGCGAUGGUCUACAUCAAAGCUGGAAAGAAUGUCACACAGUGACAAAACAAUAAUGCAGGCUAACACUUGAUAACAUUGAACUAAGUAGGUAACUUACCACAGUGCUAAUGUUCAAGCUUGUUCACUGUUGCAGGCUUAGUCAGUUAUCUGCAAUGUGCCAGGCUGAUGCUACCUUCCUACAUAUCAUCAUAUCUUGAUGUAAAAGUGUCAUCCAUCUGUUCUUAGUUAACUGUUACUUCUGUCUUGCCUCAUCUGAGGCUGACAGCAUUGCAACCUCCUGAAACCUAUUUGCUUAGUAAGGUUCAGAGAGGCAACAAAGGAAUGUAGGCUUCCAAGACAGACUGGACAAAAAGGAAAUAGAAUACUGAGUAAGGGAAAAAGAAAAAAAAAAGAAAGGGGGGGGGACAUAGACACCUCACCUGUCCAGUAAAGGGGAUAGUGGUAGUGAAACAAGACUGCAACAAUGAACACAAGCACAGAUAUUAACUAUUAUGGUAAAUUAGCUAUAUUGCGCUCUUUUGUGUAUUUCAUUAUUGUGGUCAUGAACAAAGGGAAGAUUUUCAAAGCUGUUCCUACAGUGCAAAUGAAGAUGAGGACUGGAGCAGGCCCAUCAAAACAGAAGAAGCAAAACGAGUCUUACUCUUGGAAAUCAAGUCCAGCCUAUUGUAUAGGAAACUCAUGGACCUGAAGAUCAGGUGUCUGCUUCUAAAAUAUCUGUACUUACUUCUAAUUAAAGCUGUUGUCGUAGUUGUGCUCUUGGCAGAAUGAAUCUUUAUCUUUCCAGGUAAACUUGUGUUAUAUUUGUAUUAAAAGGUAAUACAGUUUUGCCAGCCUUUUAGUAAGAGUUCGUUUUGGAACUGGUAUGCUUUCUCUCUUUGGCAGCAAAAAGCUAGGAACAGUUGGUCAAAUUUUCUUAUGCCCUUGAUUCAGUCCGGGUAAAAUUUAAUUUGCUUAUGUACAUCCAAAUUACGUGAAAUCCUUAAUCCUUUGUUUUUAGGGUAUGGGAAGAAAAAUUGGGAGUUGCAUAGCCUAGUUCAAUGAAGCUUCUGUUUUUUUGCCUUUGGCAUGAAAGGGGAAUUGGCUUUUGCAGGGUCCGUCUUUCUUCAUGGAAAUGUAAAAAUGGCUCUUUGCACACCAGGAUUUGGAUCUCAGGGACCCCCCCCCCCCUGGCAGACAUAAUGGAGGAAGCAGCUUUCCAAGGAAGGAAUCAGAGGUGAGCAUUAUGGGAUUGUUCCAAAGGGGGAAGGGGAAUGCUAUUGUUUUUUAAACAAACAUUAGGUCCCAGGCUACAGUUAAUCUCUUCCUGAGUGGUCUAAGGUGCAGGAUGUCCUCCACAAACUGUCUGACUGGAAUCUUUGUAGCUAAAGAUGGAUCCACUGGCAGAUUGGUAAAAAAACGGCUGACAAGUGCUUAAGUGAUGCAUAUGUUAGACCCAAGGCAAACAAGUCAGGUCCUGCAGCACAAGAAACGUGCUCCUUUAGGGUCUUGGCUUCUGCUCUGACACCAGGAAGAAGAUCUCUCCUGCUUUGCUAGGUAUGAUUUUAUAGUAUCCCUCAAUUUUUGUACAUCCUCUGACUAAAGAUACCCAAAGGGUAAUGAGGUCAAAUCUUUGCUGUUAAUCUAAUUGUGGUCAUGUUUAGGUGUUGAAGGGACCUCCUGAGCUGCAUCACGAGACCCAUAUGCUGGGGGUAAAAGAAGAAUCUCCCCUACUAUCUGCUUGAGAAUUAAGUGUUGCCAUGACCAACUUGGGGCAUUCAAGAUAAUUUCUAGCUUGUCAGUUCGGUUAUGGUACUAAAGGAAAGGUAUUGAGAAACAGACCUGACAAGCUCUGUGAGAUGGCAUCUGCUGCUCAAGCCUGUCUGUGUGAGGCUUUGGAGCAGAACAUCCUCAGCUGUCUGAUCUCUGUUUUAGCAAAGGUCUAUUUCUGGUCCUCCCCAUCUGGCUGUAAGGUCCAAGAAUGUUCUGGAUUCAGCAUUUACUUGGGGGGAGGUCUGCUAUUUUCCUGCUCAAACUGUCUAUCAGGGAGUUUUCGUGAGUGGGCAUGUAGGAAGUCAUCAGAGACUUCUGUACUGCUUGAGUGUCCUCCCAAGCCUGCAAGGGUAAUUUAGAGGACAGGAAUGUGUGUCCAAUUGCUUAUAUACAUGCAAAAUGACUGUUUUAUUUUCUCUGAUCACAAUCGGGACUCCUGACUUCCAUAAUGGCUUGAAAGCCCUGACAGCCUGAAAAGCUGCAAUCAUUUUAUUUUUUUUAUGUGCCUUUUCUACUUUCUGUGGCUACAAACUCCUGUACCUUGAAGUUCUGGGUUGCCCUUGUACCUUGUGGUUCUGGGUAUGCGCCCCCAAGCUACAUCUGAAGUAUUUGUGGUUAAUGUCUGUGUAGGUGGCAGUUCUCUGAAGGGUAUUCCCAUGUUCCUGUUACUUGUGUCAUCCACCAUUCUAACUCCUUCCUCACAUACGGCAGUAAUGAGGUGACACUGGUGAUUAGUUGCAUUGUUUCCAAGUAUUUUUCAAGAAACACUGACACUUCAGGUGCAGUCUGGCCAAUGGGACCAUCAUUAUAGUGGAAUCAAUGCAUCCUAAAGACCCUAGGAAUUCUCUGGUUGUAACUUCUGUCCUCAGAGUUAUGCCUGUGAAAGAGAUAAUUAAGGCUUCCUCCUUCUCCUGGAAUAUGAAGAACUGGAUGCUGUGAAAUCUAGUACUGUUUCAAGAAGCCUGCAGUUUUGGCUGGGGUCAGAUUCAAUCUCAGUGAGUUCAAAGAUAGUCCUAAAGAAGUACUGCAGGGUAUACAGAUGGGCUUUAUGUACCUCAUCCUGGAUGAGCCUUUAAUCAAGCAAGCAUCCAGGAAGAUGUUUAUAUGAAUGCAUUUGUUUUCCAGUAAACAAUUUCUGCAGCCACAGAUUCUGACAAUACUCUAGGUGCACUUGCUAAUCCAAAGGGCAAGGAAGUAAACUGAUAGCGUUGGUCUACUGGAAUACAUCUAAAACAAGGUUUGUGAAAUUUUUGUACAGGGACAUGAAACAGGAUACUGAUUUAUAUUUCUCAAAAAAAAAAAAGAAUUUUCAUUUUU